Molecule: messenger RNA, 1173 nt
Organism: Salvia splendens (bonfire salvia)
Lineage: Eukaryota; Viridiplantae; Streptophyta; Magnoliopsida; Lamiales; Lamiaceae
Product: transcription elongation factor SPT4 homolog 1
Exons: 5
Coding region: 599-985 (128 amino acids)
Biological process (GO): transcription elongation by RNA polymerase II; regulation of DNA-templated transcription; transcription elongation-coupled chromatin remodeling
Cellular component (GO): nucleus; DSIF complex
Molecular function (GO): zinc ion binding; RNA polymerase II complex binding
Source: RefSeq, a predicted model, not a curated record
UAUAAACAAUUAUCAUAUUUUGAACAUGUCUAUCAUGCCAACAUGGUAUGUUUGUCAAUAUAAGUAUUGAUUAGUAUCGACAUCCCAAACAAUACACACUGGUCCACGAAUCCCCUUUCAAUUACACAUUGUGACCUUCUAAUACUGCUUACACUAUUCGAUUCAAACUUGUUCCAGCUAAUUUUUUGCAUGAUUUUACCUUCUUGUUAAUGUAUUUUAUUUGUGAGGAUAAUCACAUUUUGUGCUUCUAUCCUCUGAUCUUAUUGCCCAUCAAGUGUUCGAAGAUAUUCGUUAGAGGGUUAUUGCAAAUUGUCUGGACAAAUUUGUCCUGUAUUUUAAAUCUUUACUCGAAAAGAUUUCACAUUAUUAUGUGUUUAUGCUACGUUUAGAAUAAUCCAAGUAAAAUUACGGCUAAUGUCCAUCAAAUGCUCGACGAAAUUAAAAGGAAGUUGUUGACGUCUAUAGAGUGGAAAAUAAAGGGAAAACGAGAAAGCUGUCUCUUUUUUCUAUACGGAUGAGAUAAUCUCUUUACAAGUUCACAAUGUGAUUGCAACUAAUUCUGUUUUUAUGCAAUGUUUAGAAGAAAGGAAGGGAAAUUAUGGUUAAUCUGGGAGGAGGAGGAGGAGGAGGAGGAGGGCAAGUAGCUGUGGCGCAAAUACCAACGAGCUUCGGACAUGAGCUUAGAGCUUGCCUCCGCUGCCGGCUUGUCAAGACCUAUGACCAGUUUAGGGAAUCCGGUUGCGAGAACUGCCCCUUCUUUCAGAUGGAAGAUGACCAUGAAAGAGUUGUUGACUGUACAACCCCCAAUUUCACAGGGUUAAUAUCGGUCAUGGACCCGACUAAGAGUUGGGCUGCGCGUUGGCUUCGCAUUGGAAAAUUUGCGCCUGGUUGCUAUACGCUUGCAGUCUCUGAAGCACUGAAUCCCGACUUGCAGAAUAUUUGUGAAGAAGAGCAUGUGCCAUAUGUUCCUCCCAAACGUGUCUGACUCGCUACUCGACUGUUGUUUCCAUCUUAUCUUCCCUUCCCCCUAAUCUAGUUGUUUAAUAUGUUCACCCUCUACACGAAAACCUAAAAUGUGAAAACAAAACAGAAUUUGUGCUUUGUAUAUGGACGAAUUUAUGUGGGGGGACUCAUUUGGUCUGUUUUUGUUAUGUGGGUUUGUAGUUUUUGCAA